Molecule: messenger RNA, 3369 nt
Organism: Trichobilharzia regenti
Lineage: Eukaryota; Metazoa; Platyhelminthes; Trematoda; Strigeidida; Schistosomatidae
Source: the annotation of a GenBank genome assembly
AUAUAUAUAUAUAUAUAUAUAUGAUACUUGGGAUACCGUAUUGGUUUGUUUUAGAAUUCUUAUUCAUUCACUGAUUUCCUUCAUGAAAUAGUCUACCUUUUGCUCUUGAAAGUUUUAAUAUUAUGAUAUAGGGCUUAUUCUUAGUGCUAAGUGAGUUUACUGUUUCGGGAUUUACUUCAACAAAAUUAACCUUAUUUUUCGUGGAAAUACAAAAGUAAGAAGCUUAUCAUCAUAUCGGAAUUAUUGAAUUCGCCUUCUUUUACUUUUGCACCAGUUUCAGUAAGUUGCUUGUGUCUUAAAACAUAUUCUUAACUGAGCAAACUUCAUUUUAUGUACAAGUAAGAAAGUAAUAAGUUUACUUAGUGUGUACGGUACCGUUUAUAAACGCUUGGUAAAGGUUGAAACAACAUGUAUAGCUCCCAAAAAUAUCUCACUGAUAUUAACUUAAGCAUUUAGUACAAUGUGUUGGACGAAACAUAGUCAUUUGACCGAAUGGUAUUUUCUAGCAUAACAGAACCCCUUCUCGUAAUUAUUUUAAUGACAUUUUGCUUUUAGUGAUUGCCAAAUUUCAGUUAAUUAAGACUGACGUUUCCUGGAAAUGUAUUGAACUAUUGAAAUAAAUAGUAUAUAUUUACGUUGAAAACUGACUAACAACAGACAAUUUGUCAUGGUGGGACAUAUUUUUAGCUUGGACUAUGAAUAUUCUGACAAGUGAAACAUCUUACUUCUUGUGUGAACCUCCAUAGUGUCCAGAUCUUUAUUAUGGAAAGUAAGGCUUGAACAGUUUUAUUUAAACGCAGAAAAAACUUGGUACAAUAUGACACGAAGAAAGAUGCGCCACAUAAUAAUAAUAAAACAACAUAGAUUCAAAGUAAAAAUAUAAGUGGAGAACGGAUGAAGAACUUCAUCUGGAAGGAAAACAGUCAUGCUUAACAAAUUUAAACAGUAAUCGUUAACUAUCAUCAGGAAGGGAAGAAAAAAGGAAAUUGCAACACAUUCGCCAUUGAAGUAGAAUUCGUUCACAUGUUUUUUCUAAUCUUACUUCACAGUUGUUUCAAGUGACGUUAAUCAUAUCAUGGCACAUUUUUCUAACGAAUUUGUAGAGUUGUGAAUUAAAUGUUCUUACUUAUGACAAAGGUAUUUUUCACGUAUAUUAUGCUGAUCAUAUCUUUAAAUUACUGGGUACUUAAAAGAUAUUUUUUAUCUCGUUACAACGACUAUCUCCAGUAAACAAGUGAAAUGACCCGUGGUCCCCUGUGCAUUUUUGUGAUAUUCAUUUAUGUUUUGUGGUUCCUGUUAAGUUUACUAUAUGUCAGUGGUUAUAUGAUUGGAGUUGGCAUAUAUGACAUUACUGGUCCGGUCGCUGAAAUAAACAUGAUGGGUUAUGGCAGUAUGAAACAAAUCAAUGAUGGACUUCAUCUAAGAUUAUUCAGUCGCGCAUUUGUUAUCAAAGAUAAUGUUAGUUCUCAACCUAUCGUCAUUACAAUAUUGGAUGCUGGUAUGGUAUCACAAGCAGUAAAAACUGAGGUUAUCCAUCGGUUAGGUAAUCAUUAUGGAGAUAAACUUUUCACACAUCAAAAUGUCUUACUUAGUGCCACUCAUACUCACUCUGGGCCUGCUGGUUACUUUCAGUAUCUACUUUAUUCAAUCACAUCGCUUGGAUUUGUAUCUGAAACAUUUGGGCCGUUAGUUGAUGGAAUUGUUAAGAGUAUUAUUCAAGCUUAUUCUAGCAUACAAGAAGGGCGAAUUUUAAAAGCUGAAGGAGAUUUGCAUAAUGCUAGUAUCAAUCGGAGUCCAGCGGCUUAUUUAAUGAAUCCGCCUGAGGAAAGAGCAAAAUAUAGCGAUAAUGUGGACAGAAAAAUGACAUUGUUAAAAUUUAUUGGUAAAGAUGGUAAACCAAUAGGAAUGAUCAACUGGUUCGCAGUUCAUCCAGUCAGUAUGAACAAUUCAAAUUCACUGGUUAGCAGUGAUAAUAAAGGCUUAGCUUCAAUUUUAUUUGAGCAGAAAAUGAAUGGCGAUCGAAUGCUAGGCAAGGGUCCAUUCGUAGCUGCUUUUGCUCAAGCUAACGAAGGGGAUGUCUCACCAAAUAUCGAUGGUCCUCGCUGCAUUGAUACCGGCUUACCUUGUGAUUAUAUACAUAGCAGUUGUGGUGGACGUACUCAAAAGUGCAUUGCGUUUGGUCCUGGCUCUGAUAUGUUUGAAAGUACAAAGAUUAUUGCUCAAAGACAAUUUGAUAAAGCAUGGACGUUAUUUAAUGAAGCACAUACCGAAAUAACGGGACCUGUUGAUUAUAUUCAUCAGUUUGUCGAUAUGACAGGUGUGACUGUUGACUAUAUGGGUCAAAAAGGUAGUACCUGCAAACCAGCUAUGGGUUUUAGUUUUGCUGCUGGUACCACUGAUGGUCCUGGAGAAUUCGAUUUUGUUCAAGGUACAAAACACGGUAGCACAUUUUGGACGAUAGUACGUGAUUUCAUAAAAAUACCAAGUAAAGCAUUGGUUGAAUGUCAAGCACCGAAACCAGUUUUACUUCCAACUGGAGAGAUGACACAUCCGUAUCCCUGGCAACCAUCUAUUGUCGAAACUCAAAUUCUUUCAAUUGGACCUCUCUUAAUCGUUGCUUUGCCAGGUGAAUUUACUACUAUGUCUGGAAGGCGAAUUCGUAAAGCAGUCGCCAAAACUGCUGGUAUUGCCACUAGCGAAAAUCAACCUCAAUAUGAAGUGGUUCUUGCUGGACUGUCAAAUGUUUACUCCAGUUAUGUCGCUACUCCUGAAGAAUAUCAAUUACAAAGAUACGAAGCUGCAUCCACUAUUUACGGUCAGUAUACACUUCCAGCUUACGAACAACAAUUUGUGAAAUUAGCGUGGUCGUUAGUUAAAAAAAUAAAACUUGAUCAAGGACCUCCAUCUCCAUACUUUGUCGAUAAACUGUUAAGUUUUGUACCAAAGGUUUUAUAUGAUACAGCACCACUUGGGAAGAAUUUCGGUAGUGUACUGAAACAACCAGAAUCAAUAUACUAUCGGAAAGCAGAUAUUGUUGAGGUGGAGUUUGUCAGUGCAUCACCACGUAAUAAUAUACGUUCAAAUGGAACGUACUUGACUGUUGAAAGGUUGGACGAAACGCUGCAAAAAUGGGAUAUUUUUCAUACGGAUGCAAAUUGGGAGACAAAAUUUAUUUGGAAAAGAAGAGGAUUCCUUGCAUGGUUACUUGGUCGAAGUGUUGCAGUUAUCCAGUGGACAGUUAGUUCUAUCGAUGGUCAGUGUAUUCCAGGUAUCUAUAGAAUACGAUAUUUUGGUACAUACAGAAGUAUUUUUGGAACUAAAACAGACUUUUCUGGUGUUACAAAUAAAUUUACAAUACUAUGCAAAUAA